This is a messenger RNA of Gavialis gangeticus (Gharial), 2514 nucleotides long. RefSeq lists its product as uncharacterized. Lineage: Eukaryota; Metazoa; Chordata; Crocodylia; Gavialidae. The record is from RefSeq and is a predicted model, not a curated record. The transcript is spliced from 2 exons. Bases 372 to 1184 code for a protein of 270 amino acids.
UCCAGAUUCAUGUUAGAAUCAGAAAAUUACUGAGGAGGAAGAGUGAAAAGGAAGGGUGUUUGAAGUGACUGAUUUUUUUAGCUGGAUGCUCAAAUCCAUGCACACAGUUCAACAGGGGUAUUAAGAGCACAAUAUCCUUAAAGGAAAACAGCUCUACUCCUGUGGCUAUUGGAGCUCACUUACAAGGAUCUGUUGUUGCUGGGUGGAACAGGCUAAUGUUGCUGCUGCUGCUGUUGCUGCUUCUGCAUUGGGAUGAGUUCCUGUUCCAGAUUGUGCUGACUCAUAUACGAGAAAACAUGAUGCCCAGGCAUAGAGCACUGUAAGUCUUUUUCCCCUACCAGUCUCGACUCGUUCUGUAGUUCAUACAGCAAAUGGCUGAGGAGGUAGGUUUGAUGUCCGGAGAUGAAGAGGAGACACAAAUUAAUGAUGGUGAAGAUUCGUUUCAGACUUGUCACGCCCUAACCACAGCUGACUGCUGCUCUACAGAGCCUUUGCAAGGUAGCUCUAAUGAAGAGAAGGAAAGGUCAAUAGUGCCAGCAAGAUUGUCUGUUCUAUCUAGCAAGGCCAUAGCAUGUGAAAAAACCCUCAUUGGACACCAAUUCAUUGCUCAUAACAAGGUACAAAACAUAGCCCCUGGGUUCACAGAGUAUCAUUCAACAGAUGCAAAUAUGCCAUUAGCUGCCUCAUCUUAUCCUGUGGCGAUUUGUAAGCUGAUGCCAGUAGACACCUCUUCUCCCUGUUCAGAAAGCCUUCUCUGGAACUCCAAUCAGAAAUCUGAAGAGUCACAGCUUUCAGGUGCUGCUAAAGAGUCUGCUCUCCCCCAAAAUCUUGCUUCACUGCUAGUAAGUGGGUUCAGCUGCUGUCGCACAUGGAACUCCAAAACAGAGCUAACUUUGGAAGGUCCAUUGAAAGUUUGGACCCCCUGUAGCCUGAGUCAGACUAUUUGGAUGAAAACUAUGAAAGUAACAGAGACCAUUGAAAAACAAAAGCAGGAAGAAAAGGAGAGAUACCAACUUCAGCUAGCUAUGUAUCGGAGGCUUCUGCUGCUGCGCUCCAUUAGAAGUUUGCAUAAGCAGCUCGAGCAGCAGCAAGCCAGGCUGCAGGAAUGUUAUGGUAUGGUAAUAAAUACCAAAAAAGAAGUGUUGAAACACAUUCGCUCAACCUCACCCUCACCCUCACCAUAAUCUUGUUGCUGCAUGCAGAGAUAAGCUAUGUUAUAUCACCAAAGCUAACAGCAAAUUAGUGGACAUGGAUGGUAUUAUAAUUUGCACAGAUGAGGCCAAGGCUGUGCUACUAGUGAAGGAGACAAAAUAAUGUUUGAACGUUGACUUCUGAAAUGAAUUUGGAACAACAUUAAAUAGUAUUAUUCUUUAUAAAAAUUCAGGAAGUUUACUCUGUGCCUGCAAACUCCAAAAUCCACGGCUCCAAACACGGACAUUUCUAGGAAUGCCUAGGACUUACAGUUCUCAAGAAGUAAGAACCUAAGCUUCCAAAGAUCUUUCAAACCUGGUCUUAAAAAAGAAUCAGAUUCUAUGGAUGUUGUCCACAGAUUGUGCAAUGCAGAAAUUUUUCCAUGUACUUUCAAUAAUAUUUCUCACAGUUUUAAUCGAACUCUUGUUAGUUUAUCUUCAGAAUGUCCAUAUUCUUGAAAGGUAUCGUGCGUAUUUACAUAAAACAAAAGCAUUGUGUUUGAAAUUCAGAACACUUAUAGUUAUAGCUUGUGGUAUUUCUUAAACCAGUGGUGAUCAACGCCAGGGAGGGUAAUGAAGAGGGAAUGGAUAGAUCACUCCAGAUAUACCCAGUGCAAUGCUCUCCCUCUAAAGCAUCCACUCCUGCUACUGCUGGAGACAGGAUACUAAGCUAGAUGGACCAUUUUUAUGACCUGGUAUGGCACUACUUAUGUUCUCUUAUGUUCUUACUUGCAUAAAGUUAUGACUCCUCUGUUAGCUUCUAGUGAAACUAGCUGCUGCAAAUUGAACAUAUUUUGUGCCUUAAUUCUAACUGUCACUAAUAGGGAGUUUGUGACAGUGUUUUUUCUCCAAGUGCUUCAGAUGCAAAGAAAACCAUAGGGAACUUUUUUCAGACUGUGAGUCUGAGAUCGUUGCAGGAAAUCUGAAUUCUACAAACAAAUUCAGGGAGAAGGAAAUAAACACAUGACUUUGUUUUAAAAAUAAGCAAAAUGAAUCCUUUGUUACUGCACUUCCAUUAGAAAAUUGAGUAGAUAGGCUUGCUCUUGAUGAGUUUGAAGCUGAAAUGAUGAAAGAAAAAUGGUAGAAAUCAUGACACUUCCUUGCUUAGUGUCUAAAAUAGAUCUCUACAAUAAAUUAUUUCCUCCAGAUAGGGCUUCCUAAUCAUACCACCUUCUCCCAUCUCUUGCAUUCCUGGUAAUGCUGGUAAAUGUUUUCAUAGGAGCACCCUCAAAUUUUCUGCACAGAGAGGGGACACUAUUCGUAAAGGGCAUAUCAUUAUCCUCGUGGGCUACUGACACACAUGGGAAACUCCUCAAGGCCUUGU